Messenger RNA from Rosa chinensis, 2358 nucleotides. RefSeq lists its product as uncharacterized. The transcript is spliced from 2 exons. The coding region runs from base 1 to 2358 and encodes 785 amino acids. Gene Ontology annotation, molecular function: protein dimerization activity. Lineage: Eukaryota; Viridiplantae; Streptophyta; Magnoliopsida; Rosales; Rosaceae. The record is from RefSeq and is a predicted model, not a curated record.
AUGCCUCCUAAAAGAAAAUAUUUAUCCAGAUAUGCAAAACGCUUAAAGAAGAAAAAAGAUGUAGAGUUGGUUAAUUCUUUAAGGGGAAGUCUUGAUAGGUUCAUUACUAGGGAACCAGAAGGUUUGGGUGGACAUUUAGUUAAUGAAGAUGCAGAAGAGCUCACUGAUGGGGAAGAUAAUGUGGAAGAGCAUAUUGAUAGGGAAGAUAAUGUGGAAGAGCCCACUGAUGGUAAUGUAGUUGCUGAUAAUUUGGGUCAUGAUGAAAAUGAAAAUGGUACAGGACAUAAUGAUAAUGUGAAUGAUGCUUCUGUGAAUAUUUUUGACCCAAGAAAUUGGGAUAGUUUGGAUAAAAAGUUGAUAGAUUUGUUGGUAGAGAAGGGUCCUCUUAGAGAUCUUUCAAUAGAAAAUGGUCCUCCAGACAAGUUCAAUAGACGUUUCAGUUCAAAAUUCUACACUCGGUUUUUAGGAAAUGGAGAGAAAUAUGAUAGAGAGUGGCUAGUGUACUCAAGGGAGCUUGAUAAGGUUUUUUGUUUUUGUUGCAAGUUGUUUAAGAGGGGGCCAAUGCGAGGUCAGUUACCGAAUGAUGGGUACAAUGAUUGGGGUCACCUAAUUAGUAAAAGACUUAAGGAGCAUGAAAUGAGCACUGAUCAUCUCAUUAAUGCAAAUACUUGGACUGAUUUGCGUCUUAGAUUGCAGAGGCAUGAAACCAUUGAUAAAGCUUUUCAAGACCAGAUUAGGAAAGAGAAAGAACACUGGAGGAAUGUGCUGAAAAGAAUAAUUGCAAUUGUCAAAUUUCUUGCUAAAAAUAACUUAGCUUUCCGUGGAACUAAUGAGAGGCUUUAUGAACCUGAUAAUGGACACUUUUUGGGUCUAGUUGAAAUGGUGGCAGAAUGUGAAGAAGUGAUGGAGGAGCAUUGUAGACGCAUAAAUAGUUCUGAGAUUCAUCAUCACUAUCUUGGUCAUAACAUUCAGAAUGAGUUGCUGCAUAUGAUAGCUAUUGAAAUCAAAGCUGAAAUCAUAAAAACAAUUAAAGAUGCUGAAUAUUUCUCUGUUAUUCUUGAUUGCACACCAGAUAUUAGUCACCAAGAGCAGAUGUCAUUGAUACUUAGAUAUGUGAAUGCUUCAAAGAGUCCAAUACAAAUUGAAGAGUUCUUUGUGGAGUUUUUAAAUGUACAUGACACUUCUGGUCAGGGACUAUUUGAAGAGCUGCAGGCUGUGGUACAAUCAUUGGAUCUCGAUAUUAACAAUGUGAGGGGACAAGGAUAUGACAACGGGUCAAAUAUGAAAGGUUCUACAAAGCGAUGGCAGGUUUUGAAGGACAACCUAAAAGGAUUCACUCUCAAAUCAUUAUCCACUACGCGUUGGGAGAGUCGUAUUGAAAGUGUUAAGCCUCUACGAUUCAACGCCGUUGAAAUAAGAGAAGCAUUACUUCAAUUGGCAGAAAUUGACAAGGAUCCCAAAAUUAAAAGUGGUGCAAAGUCAAUAGCAACUAAUGAUCUGGGAGACUUUGAGUUUUUGCUAAGCAUGGUGAUUUGGUAUGAAAUUUUGUUUGCUUUUAAUAGGGUUAGCAAAGUGCUGCAGUCUCAUGAUAUGCAAAUUAGUGUUGCUAUAGCUGAAGUAAAAGGUCUAAUUGCUUGGCUUGAUAAGUUUAGAGAAACUGGCUUCACAGAUGCAAUAAUUACUGCUAAAGAAAUUGCUGCUGCAUUAGAUGUUGAUCCUGUUUUUCCUGAAAAGCGUCAAAUUCAAAGAAAAAGAUUUUUUGAUGAAAGCAGCAGUGAGCCAUCUCCAUCAUCUUCAAGUGAGGAAUCUUUUAGACUACAUUAUUUCUUAUAUAUUAUAGAUCAAGCUAAGGGGUCAUUAAAUAGAAGGUUUGAACAAUACCAACGUUAUGAUGAUAUCUUUGGAUUUUUAUUCACUUCUGAAACUUUGAAUUCCUUGAAUGAUAAUGAUUUGAAAGCUGCUUGUAUUCAUCUUGAGACUGUUUUGAGAUAUGGAGAGAGUUCAGAUGUUGAUGGGGAAGACAUGUUUAGAGAGUUAAAACUCUUAAGGGAGAUAUUACCCAAACAGAAGAUGACAGCUAGUGAUAUAUUGAAUUUCUUACUGGAAAGGAAUAGCUGCCCAGUUGUUAGACUUGCAUAUCAAAUAUUGUUAACUGUGCCUGUUACUGUUGCUUCAGCUGAGAGGAGUUUUUCCAAGUUAAAGUUAUUGAAGUCUUAUUUGCGAUCAACUAUGUCACAAGAAAGGCUAAAUGGACUCGCUUUGAUUUCGAUUGAGAAUGAAUAUCUUGGAAAAAUCAAUUGUGAUAAGCUAAUUGAUCAGUUUGCAGGGAAGAAGGCAAGGAGAUGGAUUUUCAAAUGA